ACAAAACAUGCGAACUCCAAUCGUCUUUUAACAAAAUUUAUGAUUUGCUCUUUCCCAACGCACAUGCUGAGAACAUGAUUCUAAUGGAUAAUAUGAUGCCUAAUAUGUCAGAGAUAACGUUGAUGUUUUGGAUAAAAAUGAACUCGAGUCAACGAAUGGCCCUGUUUUCUUACGCUAUAGAAGAUAGUCCUGAUGAAUUUUUUGUUGGCUUUGAAAAAAAUUGGCUUAUUAUCAGAAUGCAGUCCAAGGAUAUUUUAAAACUCAACAUAACACAAAUCAACGACGGUAUUUGGCAUCACCUGGCCAUCAUAAUUGGUCACAUGAGUAAAAAAAUUUAUCUUGAUGGAUUUAAAAUUUAUAACAAAACUAAGUUAAAUCAUUCAUUACCAUUAUUACGCGAUGGUGGUGUUGUUGCUAUUGGUCAAAAACUUGAAUGUGUGAAUGGUGUUUUUGAUCCAAAUAUGUCAUUUGUUGGUGAAAUAAGUUAUUUGAACUUGUGGAACAAUGACGUUACACGUGAUAAAUCCUGUCCUAAGAUGCUGAUCAUUGAUGAAUGUACACGUGGUCUAAAUGAAAAUACUUUUGUAAUUAAGUGGAGUCAUGUGUACCAAUUUGCAAGUGGAAAUGUUACAAAAGUGCCUUCAUUACCUAAGUUUGGUUUUUCAUCAUGCAAAGAAGCAUUAAAAGAUAACAGUUCAAAAGAUGGUGCGUACUUGAUAAAGACAAACACUUCACUUGGCUACAGCAAAGUUUUCUGUAAAAGAAUCAUAUCUGGUUGUUCAGGAGAAGGUUGGACGCUGGUGAUGAAAAUUGAUGGGAAUAAGAAAACAUUCGAUUUUGACUCAUCGUUUUGGACAAAUAAAAGUAGUUACAAUAUUAAAGGUGGUAAAACAGGAAUGGAUGAUUUGGAAACAAAACUUCCUACCUACUGGAGCACCAAAAUUAACAAGAUAUGUGUUGGAAUGAAACUCAACGGUACAAACUUCAUCAGCUUCAAGAUGAAAGCUAAAUCGUUGUAUGAUGUCAUCGCUGGUGGAGAAUACCGCAAAACAAGUGUGAACCGAAGCCAAUGGAUGUCAUUAAUCAAAGACAGCGUUCUUCAACGAUACUGCAAUAAAGAAGGUUUUAACGCCAUUGCAACAGGAGAGUUUCACGCUCGUGUAAGGCUUGGUAUCAUAGGAAAUGAGGAAAUUGGUUGUCGUUUAUCCGAUUCUUUCAUUGGUUUUGGUGGUCCAUACAACGGUAAAUACUGCUCGCGAAAACCUCAUAUCAACAGCUGCGGGAACUCAGCUCGUUGCACAAGAAAGCUGAAAAAGCCGAUAGAGCUUAAAUCAAUGGGAUACAUUUUUGUUUCUUAAUUACAAAAGUGGUAAUAGGAAGCACACUUGUUCUUGUUUCAGGCUAUACAUAUUUGUAAUUCGAAUUAUGCAGAACAAGCUGUAGAUGUACUUACUUUUUAAAGUAAGUUUUUCAAACUAUAUUUAACCAUGUUUGUUUGAGUAAUAUUUAGCAGACUCCUUCAAAAUGUAUUAGAAAAUCACUUUUUCAAAGCUUUCAUUUGAUUAUUCUAUAAUGAGCAUGAAAUAUACGUAUUAAACACAACAAAAUUCA
Messenger RNA from Xenia sp. Carnegie-2017, 1611 nucleotides. RefSeq lists its product as uncharacterized. The transcript is spliced from 6 exons. Bases 75 to 1358 code for a protein of 427 amino acids. The record is from RefSeq and is a predicted model, not a curated record. NCBI's taxonomy places the organism in Eukaryota, Metazoa, Cnidaria, Anthozoa, Malacalcyonacea, Xeniidae.